GACGACAGUUUUGUCGUCUGCUCCUAUGCGGGCUUGAAGAAAUUAAUUGACAAAUUGAAGAAGGAUGUAAAAAUGUCUCGAAUGUACUUCAAUCAAGUGUCUUCACGAGAACUUUUUAAUGUUGGAAGAGAGAAAAGAAACAGUCAAAUCAGUGAAAACUCUUCUCAACAUUUAUAUCAAAACUCACAGAUAGAAUUUUCAGAGAAUUCCCAAGAUGCAACAUAUUCCCAGCCUCUUUCAGGAGAAAGCGGAUCACAGUCACAAGGAAGAAGAGUAUUUGACAGAUUUAUGACAAAAAGAACAAAUUCUGAGACAUCUUUCAAAUCUACGCCUGCAAAGCCAUCUAGUGGAUACAAUCCUGCAGUGUCACUACCAGUGAAGCAACAGAUAAGAUCAAACUUCCAGCAGCAAGUACUGAUGAAUAAAACAAAGGCUAAAGAAAGAGAUGAUAGAGAAAUGUAUGAAACAGUAGUUAACACUGUCAAAGAAUGUACAGAUGAAAUGAGAGGAAGCAUUAAGGUGUUUCAACAAAACAUAGAACAGAUGUCUGAUGUAUCUCAUGAGAAGUUUAGUGCUAUGACUAACUCGGUGUUUGAUGUUUUGAAUGAAAACUUCAAGAAAAUGAUUAAAACAAUGAAAGACAGAGAUCAAGACAUUAGCAAGAUGCUGGAUUUGGAAAAAGAAAUCAUUAUGAGAGAUGCUAAGAUAGAAGAACUUCAUAACAUGAUGGAAAAACAGCAGUCAGAGAAAGAAAACCAGCUUGUUGACAGUUUGAAAAGUGUAAUGACCUCACUUCACCAAGAAACUAUUGGUGACCUCAAGAAGAUUGGUGAUUCUGUGAUGCACAACACUAACAAUCAAUACCAGCUUACAGACAGUCACAAACAGCAAAAGGAUCUGAUGGAAAAACACUACCAUGAAUAUAAAAAUAUUCAGAGUAUGAGACAUGAGGAUAUUAAAAGAGGGGUAAUGAAUGAACUGCAACAGUUAAGACAGGAUUUAGAAAGUCACACAAGGCAGCUUGAAGAUUUUUACUGCAAGGAAUUAUCUACAACCCACUAUAAAGGUAUGAAAGAAAUUCAGUACCACAUAAGCACUGGAUUAGAAAAACAUACUCAUCAAAGUAGAGAUGAUUCAAGAGAAAUGUGUAACUAUCAAAUAAAUGAGAUUAAAAGUAUAUGUAAAUACCAACAAGAAGCUCAUAAAACUCUUUUGAAAACUCAAAUGCAAGAACAAGCUAUGAUUAGGAAGCUUGAAAAUGAACAAUUGGCAAAACAGAUUGAAAUGAUAACACUGAAGACAGUGAGUGAGAUCAGCAACAAACAAACUUCAGAUAGACAUACACAAAACAGUACCCCAAAUACAGUUAGGAAAGGUGUACAAGAGCAAUUGGAUCAAAUGUUUGAAAGAUACAAUGAAGAAUUUUCUAAAAUGAGAACCCAAGUGGAAACAGUGGCAGCCAGGAAGAAUUCUUUUACUGCAGAAUCAUCUAUUGAGCCAGCUUCUGAUGAAAGUUUAUUACAAAGAAAUCAGGAUAUAUGUUCCAAAGUUUCAACCAUAGAACCAAACAGAAAAAGUAAUAUAUUAUCAGAUAAUAAUAGAAAUUUACUUUAUAAUGAUAGUAACAAGAAAAACUUUACUUUUGUUUCACCAAGUUACAGGGGGGACAUGUGGAACACCAAAUCUUUGUUUUCUAAAACAAACCCUUCGCCUGUGGCAGCAGUUCUUCCUCAGCCUCAAAGUAAUGAGAACUUUGGAAACAAAAAACAAGUAGUCAGGGAGAAUAACAAGAAGAGUCGGAGAAAGAGAAAGGCACAUGGAGAGCCAUCAAGAAAAUCUCAGAGAUUAAACAGAAUGUGCAGUGAUGCAGACUAUGAUACCAGUGAUGCUUCUCAAACUUAUAGACUUUCUCAAGAUCUACAAGCAGUUGGAAAUCAUACUGAUAGAGAACAAAAUCAGCAGUUAUAUUCAAGUUCAUUAGCUAAAACCCAAAUGGAAAACAAUACAAUGUGCAUUGGAAGGCAACAAGGAAAACAAGUAGAUGUCAGAAAUACAAACAGCUCUGUAUUCAAACUCCCCCACUCCUCUCACAUAUCUCAUAAAGAUGCAGACCAUGGCUUUUGUAACUUUGUAUCAAACAGAAAUGAAAAUACAGGAGCAAAAGUUGCACCAUUCUCUUCAAACUCAAAUAGCAGAGAAAAGAAGUCAGCACAGUACGAAAAAGUACUUCCUGUAAGACCAACCACAUACUCCAGCAGCAACCUCAGAAGAUCCACUCCAAGUGUUGUAAGUUCUUUACAGCCCAUUAGGAGAUUUUCACAGCACAGGGAUAGCCAUAGCAUUAAAAGCCAUAUUAAACCAAACCACAAUUCUGGAUUAAAACAGAAAAAUGGGAGUGUUUAUGACUUCAAUGACUCCCCUGCUGGCAGUACAAGAACUGUAAAGGAGAUAAAACAAAGGGACAGAUAUACUUUAAACAGACAUGAAUCAGCUACUGAAAGUAGCAGAGAAUCAUCACCAUCUUUAUCCAUUACAAAAAUAAUGAUUCAGAGAAAAGUUAAAAAUAGAAAAAGACAACAUUCUAGCACUCCUCUUCAAAAAGAUGGAAUUCAAACUUUAUCUCAAAGAAAAGAAGAAAUGUCAGACGAUUUCUUUAGUACACCAAAUACAGAGGACAAUCCAAAUACUUCCGAUAACUGGGAAAGUCAAUCUGUGAUGUCUGGUUACAGUAGAAGAGGUGAGAAAAGGAAACUUGACAACUUCAAUCUUGGACAAGAAUUAUUUGCAAUCAAGAAAGCUUUUAAUGUUUAGAAUAACACAAGAAAAAUUAAAAAGUGCUAAUCUAACAACUUUUAAAAAAGUAUGAGCACAUCAGAAUAAUGAUCACAUAAAAGUCAAAGAAAACUUGUCAUUCUUUUUAUUUAUAUCUACUUUUAAUAAGUAAUAUUUUUUUUACUUGGUAGUGCGGGAUAAGAAUUUACAUAAAAAUUACAUGCUGCCUCUUUAACAUUGUAAGGGUUAAUAUAACAAAACUUGUCAAUGACUAUAAAAAUAUUGUUUAUAAAUAGUUAUUCUUUAUUAGGCUAGCUAUCAUUACAUUUUACAGAUAAACGUUCAUGAUAUAGCCUAUGUGAUGUUUUUUUUUUUACAAAAGAAAGAAUGUAUGUUUUGAUUCAAUUGUUAUAUUCAGUGAAUCUGUUGCUUAAUUUAGAGUGAUUAAAUCAGACAUGUUCAUAUGGCCAUGCAAAAUUGAGGCUCAUUUUGCAAAAAAAAUAAUAAAAGGAUUUUAUUUUUCAUUUAUGACAUUUUAAAGUAUUUAAUACUGUUUUUCAGUUAUUUUUUUUUUAAAUUUUAUUGUUUUGCAGAGUGACAAACUAGAUUGUUACAGUAUUUUUUUAUGAAUUACAAAAGCCAAUAAAUUUGUAAUCUCACUAUACGAUCAUCCUGAAGGUCAUCCCAAAGCCAAAUGGCUUGGUAUUAAUAUUAAUGUAAAUGUAUUGUGCAUAAGGGAAAUUAGCUACAGAAUGUGUAAUGACAUGCACAGAUAAUGGUAGAGAUACAAAUAUGGGAUUCGAAAAAAAAAAUUGACAAGUAACAUUAAUGAUCUUUAGUUGACAAAUUCUGUGAUAUUUUAAUAUGGACUUGUUCUGUGAUAUUUUGUUACUUAUUGUUACUGUUUGAUUAAAAUUGUUACAAAUUUA
Mytilus californianus (California mussel) is the source of this 3701-nucleotide messenger RNA. RefSeq lists its product as uncharacterized. Lineage: Eukaryota; Metazoa; Mollusca; Bivalvia; Mytilida; Mytilidae. Bases 73 to 2811 code for a protein of 912 amino acids. The record is from RefSeq and is a predicted model, not a curated record. The transcript has 12 exons.